Molecule: messenger RNA, 253 nt
Organism: Bactrocera oleae (olive fruit fly)
Lineage: Eukaryota; Metazoa; Arthropoda; Insecta; Diptera; Tephritidae
Source: RefSeq, a predicted model, not a curated record
GAGGAAAUCCGCAAAUAUGAGUGCAUUUACAAUUUAUCCUCACCGGAUUAUAAAAAUGUAUUUAAAAAAACCCAAAUUUGGGAAGAAGUAGCGAAAAUAGUAAAUUUGCCGGAAGAAAAUUGUAGGAAACGAUGGAAAGGACUACGUGACACGUACAAAAAACGUAAACGUGCGCAGCGACUGGCUUCCGGCAGUGGUGCUCCGAUUCCAUGCAAAACAUGGAAAUAUAUGAACACAUUGAGUUUUUUGGACG